GGUCACUCUGCGCUGGCACUCUGAGCGGUCUGUUCUCACAGCUCAGAUCUGACCGCGCGUGCUGAGGAGACUGUCCGUCCGGCAGUGGCGAUGGCUGCGCGCGCUCUGACCUGCACUCUGACUCUGCUGGUGUGGGCAGGGGUCAGUUUAGGUCAGCUGGUUUUACCCAACAGACAGAAUGGAGCGGUUGGUGGGAACGUGGAGUUUAAGCCGAUCAGUUUUCCUUCUGAUACAUAUCAAGUGAUCACCUGGAGGUUUGGUGAAACUAUCGUGAUUAAAUCAAUCAGUGGAUCAGUUUCAAUACCACGACCUGAAUACAGAGGCCGAGUCAGUCUGGACAUUAACACUCUGGCUCUGGAGCUCAGGAAUCUGACCAUGGGAGAUACUGGAGUGUAUAUUCUGACUGCUGAUACAGCUGCAAGCAGCUACUCAGCAGAAACUACGCUGAAAGUGUUUGUAAACGUAUCUGGAGCUACCAUCACUGGUCCAGCAGGUCUCGUAAUAGAAGGCAACUCUGCUAAUUUAUCCUGUGAUGCGAGUGGGACUAUCGUCACUACAGAAUGGAUGAAGGAUAAUCAGAAGCUGUCUCCUAGCAACAACAUCAUAUUCUCAGCUGAUAACAGAUCAGUGUCGAUCAGUGCGGUGAGCAGAAUGGACAGUGGUGAAUACCGGUGCACUCUCAGCAACCCUGUGAGCUCUGAUAGUGACGUGUUCACCAUGACUGUUAACUACGGACCUGAUAAUGUGAGAAUUGAGGGGCCCAGUGAAGUGGAGGAGAGAGGAUCUGUGAUGUUACUGUGCUCUGCUGAAUCUGUACCAGAUCCCAGUUACGCAUGGACGUUUAACGGAACAAAUACUGGAGUGACUACAGACUCACUCACAGUGGAUCAGGUCACUUUCUCUAACAGUGGAACUUACACCUGCACUGCCUGGAAUAAUGUCACCAGACGUGAAACCUCAGCAUCCCAUUCUUUGGUAGUAAGAGAAACAGGGAAUCUGAGUGGAGGUGGAGGUUUGCUGUCUGCAGGAGCUAUAGCUGGGAUUGUCAUUGGAGUUUUACUAGGAGUCGCUCUAGUUGCUGGUUUGAUUGUCUACUUUACAAAAUUUGCAGGAAGGCCAAAAUCAAGCUCAAGAGAAGGGACGCAGAAUGGAGAAACACAAGGCCAACAAGAGCCACAAUAUGAGGACACUGAUUUCCAGGCCAGCGGAACUCGUAAUCAGGAACCAAACUAUGUAAACAUUAGAAGUAUGACUAAUAAUCACAAUGUGGUGAAUAUGGGUAAACUUCCAGCCAAGGUGAGGACUCGUUGACCUUCCUGAUGGACACAACAUCAGAACAACACAUGGGAUAUUCAGUGUGCUUACCAGCAGCCAUGGUCAGGAGAGGAGAUCCUCAGAGAACUAUGAAUAUUUUUAAAUUAAUUUUAAGAAAGAUUUGCCUCCACACUGACCUACUAUUCUCAAUGUGUCACUUAAAACCAGUUGUAGGCUUUGUAAUUAUACCAGAAUAUGUGUUUUGCACAUUAACACACAAAAGUCAAGAGCACGUCCCUUUUAUUUAACCUUGCAUCAAAAUGGUCAUUGAGGAAAAGCCGUUCAUUUUUCAGGAGAUCUUUCUGAGGAGAGUAGACUCUAUAUAUUAUAGAAUCCACUUCCAUAAGGAAGAAGAAAGUCAAAAGAGAAUGAGUGAAAAAACAGGACUUUUCAAAACUGGAAUUCAAAAAAUUACUAAAAGCUACAGAGAAAUUGGGCCUCCUAACAACCACCUGGAA
Messenger RNA from Pygocentrus nattereri (red-bellied piranha), 1772 nucleotides. Its product is annotated as carcinoembryonic antigen-related cell adhesion molecule 20-like. Lineage: Eukaryota; Metazoa; Chordata; Actinopteri; Characiformes; Serrasalmidae. The record is from RefSeq and is a predicted model, not a curated record. The transcript is spliced from 10 exons. Bases 91 to 1311 code for a protein of 406 amino acids.